Messenger RNA from Larimichthys crocea (large yellow croaker), 1565 nucleotides. RefSeq lists its product as uncharacterized. Gene Ontology annotation, cellular component: external side of plasma membrane. The coding region runs from base 214 to 1287 and encodes 357 amino acids. The transcript has 4 exons. The record is from RefSeq and is a predicted model, not a curated record. Gene Ontology annotation, biological process: T cell costimulation; negative regulation of T cell proliferation; immune response. NCBI's taxonomy places the organism in Eukaryota, Metazoa, Chordata, Actinopteri, Sciaenidae.
UCAGAUGCAGACACGUGUCCACUGAAGAACAGAAAAAAUACAACCAGUCAGAAAUAGACCUGAGGGUAAGUAGACCUGAUCCAGAAUGUGACCCCAUCAGACUGUAAACCAUUUAGAACCCCCCCAGGCUCUGUCCCGGGUCAAGUCUCAGUUACCAGGUAGCAAGAGGACUUCUGUAGACCUCUACAGUUUGUUUGUGUGUUUGUCCAGCUGAUGUUGUGGCUUGUUGUCCUCGUAGUUUCCAAGGUGAAGGUGAAACCAGGCACCAAGUCUGUCAAGCUUCCUUUCAAAACCAAAGUCCAGCAGCUUGACAACAUCACAGUGGAGUGGAACCGCUCUGACCCAGAACUCAUGAAGGUCCAUGUUUAUCAGAGCGACGGUGUCGAACAAGAUGACUUUUACCGGGGCCGCACAAGUAUGAAGGAAGAGCCACUGAAAACAGGAGACCUCAGUCUGACGCUGACGGACCCCUGCUACAGAGACAGUGGCACCUACAUCUGCACCGUCCACAGGGACGGAGAAAUCUUGGCACAGAAAGUAGUACGACUCCAGGUCAAAGUCCCCCCGGAGGUGGUGGAGUACGGGGAGUGGGAUGAAUAUUUCACACUACCCUUCAAAGUUCAAGAUGAGCUUCCUGAAGACGCAACAGUGGAGUGGAAACGCACAGAACCCGAAAUAAUGACGGUGCAUGUGUAUCAGGAAGGCAAAGAACAGCCAGACAAACAAGAUGAGUAUUUCCGUGGUCGCACAAAGAUGGACGAUGACCCACUGAAAUCCAAAGACCUCAGUGUGAAAAUUAGUAACCCUGGAUACAGCGACAGAGGGACCUACGUCUGCACCGUCCACAGGGAUGGGGUCAUCCUGAUACAGAAAAAAGUGCUGUGCCGGGUCAAAGCCCCCUCGGAGGUGGUGGAGGUCUAUGAGUGGGAUGAAUAUCUCACACUACCCUUCAAAGUUCAAAAUCAGCUUCCUGAAGACGCAACAGUGCAGUGGAAACGCACAAAACCCAUAAAAAUGAUGGUGCAUGUGUAUCAGGGAGGCGAACAUCAGCCAGACAAACAAGCAGGGUAUUUCCGUGAUCGCACAUGGAUGGCUCGUGACCCACUGAAAUCCAAAGACCUCAGUGUGAAAAUUAAAUACCCUGGAUACAGCGACAGAGGGAUCUACGUCUGCACCGUCUACAGGGAUGGGAUCAUCCUGAUGCAGAAAGAAGUGCUGUGCCGGGUCAAAGGAACAGACGGCGGCGUGAACAUGCGUUUGAUGACCUGCGUCACUGAUCAGCACUGAUGUGUCGGUCGCCAACGAGCCGCUUCAAAGAGCCGGCUCCUUUAAGUGACGAUGGGAGCCGGCUCCGUCCGUCCGCGAGCUUCUUUUCUUUCUUUUUUACUUUUCUCUUUAGGUAAACUACCUGCAGGCGCUGCAGGUGUUGGCUGCAGGUGUCACGUGCACGCUGUGCAACCAAUCAUGUGAGCAUUGACAAGGAUCAUACCACCAAGCAGGGAGGGGCGGGGCGCUGAGACGGUGACAGGAGACAAGAGGAGUGAAGACGAGAGAGUGUGGUGCAA